GGGAUUGCUACUUUUAUAAUUUUUUUCCUGCUAAUGGUAACUAGCAUGGCACGAUUUCCAUUAUUUUGUUUCCUCAAGGAACUAAUAAUGCAGAGAAAUUGACCAAAAACUGCAGUGUCUCACUGUGGCUUAGAUAGUAGAUUGGUUAGCUAGAAGCAAGUUAUUACAUGAUGAUUGUAGCCAUUAUUUGAUUCCUUUCUAACUAGCUAGAGUCGUUGUGGUUCUGUUGAUGGGGAUGUUAAGAAACUGGGUCAUAGUAAUUCUAAAGGCCAUAACAAUUAUGAUUUCAUGCUUAGUCUUCAACUUGGUAUUAGGUAUUUCAUCUACAUUACUACUUUAAUAUGCUUUUCAGUUAUGGUUUGCUUAGAAUUAGAUAAUGGCAUCAUACAUCAUACACCCCUUUGAUGAAUUAAUUGUGUUUUUGUUUAGAUACUGUAUUGGGAACCACGCUUUGGUUUUGUGAGAUAUUAGGCCGGGGGAUUUUGUGAGAUAUUAACUGUCUUAUAUGAAUCACCAGGUUUCGCAACAAUGCAGCAGGAAAAAUGUAUACACCUGGUUCACAUUCAAGCUUUUAAACACUUGAGUCUCAAGUGUACUAUUAAGUAUUUUCUCUCCCUAAUUUGUUAAAAUACACCUGUAUCUUGAGAAUGUCUUUCAGUGACUGAUACAAAUUUCGAUCCUUUUCUAUGCUUGAGCAUUUAGGAGCAUGAUGCAUGACCCUUUGUUUAAUAGUUCAUUGUAGAAGUUCAUUUAGUUCUGGCCGCAUGACCUUCUUGUUGCUGUAUUCAUCUUUUCACAUUAUUGCUUCAACUUGAUGAAUUGUUGCUUGUUCAUUACUGUCUGAUAGCUUUCAUUUUUAGAAAAAUAGGUUUACCCAAUUAUCACUUAACUUGCUGUUAUAGUUACAAGUUUAGUGCUCACCCAAUUGGCUAAGGGAAAAAAUGAUUAUUGACUACUCUUGGUCCAAAACUACAAAAUUAUAAGCAUAAUAACUCAGUAAAUAGUCUGACAAAAAUUUGUCAUUUUUUAAUAGAUUUCUGCUAACAAUAAAAAAAAGGUGUGUGUCAUUGGCAUUUCUAUUUUCUUAAAGCUAUGUUUUACAAUCAACAAACGUAUGUAACAUGAUCUUGUUGGUGCAAAAUGUCAUUUAAUAUUUGUGCGGCUAUGAUUCACCUUUUCGGAUCUAACUCUAUGAUUAUUGUUGUACUAAUGGUUUUAUAUCGUGGUCCAGUAUUGAUAGGGUAUUUAGAAACUGACUUUGUAUCACAGUGACAUAAGUGCUAAAGGUCAACCGGAACCUUCUGGAUGGUUAAUUAGUGGUGUACAGGAUCUUGGAUUAGACCAUUUUCAUCUUGGGGUUUUGUGCUUCAUAGGGAACUGCAUGUGUAUGGCUACUUUUCUAUCCAUUCAGGUAACAUUGUGUCAUUCAUGGUGUUCUUAGCACCCUUUUGCCAACCUUCUAUACAAUUUACAAGAAGAAAUCAUCCGAGGGUUUUCAAUCAAUCCCAUAUGUUGUUGCACUUCUUAGUGCAUUAUUGCUUCUAUAUUAAGGCUUCAUAAAGACGAAAGCUACUUUGAUUAUCACCAUCAACUGUAUUCGAUGUGUUAUAGAAGUUUUAUACCUAACAAUGUACAUUAUAUAUGCUCCCAGGAAACAGAAGGGCAUCAACCGUGUUCAUGCUAUUGGAUGGAGUUGCGCCAUUUUUAACAUUGCAGUGUUCGCUGCUCCCUUAAGCAUAAUGGGGAUGGGAAUUCCUGUUGGUAAAUUGGCCUUGUACACAACACUAGGAGGAGUUCGACCAUCAGCAUUUGAAGAUUUUGCAAACCAUAAUGCUUUUGAAUUGCUUGCAAAAUAUGGCACAACUCAUCUUGUUCAGGGGACCGCAUCUGUCGUUCUUGCUAGGGUCGUGGCAGCCUUGAAGCUCAUUAACGGUAAUCUGGCUGACCAUACAUUCUUGUUCCUUGGGGCUGGAGAGGCUAGAACUGGAAUAGCAGAACUAAUAGCUCUUGAGAUGUCAAAGCAGACAAAGACACCUAUAGAGGAGACUCGCAAGAACAUAUGGCUUGUAGACUCAAAGGUAGUAGAAAAAAAUCAUGAUGGGUUGUCCAUUCAGGCCAACAAUGCAUACAUCUUCCUUGCAUUUGGUCUUGGGUUGGUAAUCUCAGCAACAAUCAGAGUGCAUGACGAUAUGCUUCUAGCAGCUUGCUUGGCUACACGUCUCCCUCGCCCUCAGAAUCUUGUGAAGUAUGCUGAGAGCUACAUGUAUACCCCUGUCUACCCAAACUAUAGGUGAAUUAUGGGGCAAGUCACUUAACUUUGCCUGUAAAAAACAUAUGUUUUGGUGGCAUAUCUGACUUGUUUUAUGUAACUUAUGCAUAAGUGAGAGUGGUCUUAUGCUUUUUAUUAUGAAAUCACCAAAAUUGUAGGUGAAUCAUGCUUUUUGUUAUGGGGCAAAUCACUGUUAGCUUUGGCUGUAAUAAACAUAUAAUGCUUUGUAUUAUGAAACCUUAGUUCAAUUCAUCUCAUGUCAUGCCGAUGGCUGGCUCAAUAAACCUUGCCAUUA
This is a messenger RNA of Glycine soja, 2564 nucleotides long. RefSeq names its product NADP-dependent malic enzyme-like. The transcript is spliced from 10 exons. Lineage: Eukaryota; Viridiplantae; Streptophyta; Magnoliopsida; Fabales; Fabaceae. Gene Ontology annotation, cellular component: chloroplast; membrane. Bases 1629 to 2294 code for a protein of 221 amino acids. Gene Ontology annotation, biological process: pyruvate metabolic process; malate metabolic process. The record is from RefSeq and is a predicted model, not a curated record. Gene Ontology annotation, molecular function: malate dehydrogenase (decarboxylating) (NAD+) activity; malate dehydrogenase (decarboxylating) (NADP+) activity; NAD binding.